This is a messenger RNA of Puntigrus tetrazona (Sumatra barb), 4802 nucleotides long. RefSeq names its product serine protease 12 (gene prss12). Gene Ontology annotation, molecular function: serine-type endopeptidase activity. NCBI's taxonomy places the organism in Eukaryota, Metazoa, Chordata, Actinopteri, Cypriniformes, Cyprinidae. The transcript has 13 exons. Gene Ontology annotation, cellular component: membrane. The coding region runs from base 679 to 3123 and encodes 814 amino acids. The record is from RefSeq and is a predicted model, not a curated record. Gene Ontology annotation, biological process: proteolysis.
AACAAUAUCUAACCAGAAUGUAGAAGUGGGCUAACCUUAUCUCAUAGUAAGAAGUGUAUACUUUUAUUAUUAAGCCUUCACAGAAAGACUCAAGUAGCCCAGAGCGGUGACUCUUGGUUAUAUUUUACCGACACAAGAGGGCAGACACGAACCUUGUUUCGACUGUUGCUCAUUAUCCCUAAAUCCGUGAACAGAAGAUUUCACAGCAGAGCCCCGGAGAGACCAAAAGCAGUGAGCAGAGUCUUACUGAAACAAUGCCGGCACACAAGUGCAGGUUUUUGUGAGAGGUUCUGCGCGUGCAUUUGAUCCCGGACCGUCCCACAGAAGCCUGUCUGAUGUAGAGACUAGUUUACUGGAAGUGCUUUUCAACCGUUUAUUUGUUUAUUAUCAAUUACUUUGGUUAUUCUGCACCUUGACAAUUUGACUUGAGACAUCAUAUACUGAUUUUGACCUUCUUUCGAAAGACUUCAAAUCUCCGGUGACUCAAUCAUCAAUAUGCAUGAGUCAUUAAAGCCCGGUCUUCCUCGCUUUCUCUUUUAUUGAUCCGCGUCUGAGCUGCUCCGAUAACAGCCAAAGACAAGAUAUGAGACAACCCAAGGACCAUGUCUCCACAUAAAGCAACUGGAGAGGAACUGCUAUCGUUUUUUAGGUUACGGUGACAGUGACAGGUUGAUCGUGAUGGAUGCGAGAUGUCGAUUUCUCUUCGCCGUCUGCUCGCUGCUCAUCGCGUUCAGUGACGGGUCUCUGUUCACCGACUGCGUUCAAAGCAAAGGGAAAGCGGGGUUUUACGAGGGAUCCAUAGACUCCACCGAAUCAGGCGUGAAAUGCAUGAACUGGAGCGAUGUGCCGGGUGUUACAGAGCGCUAUCUGGGCAAAGGGCUCGGGGAGCAUAGUUUUUGCCGGAACCCGGACGGAAGAAUUCGGCCCUGGUGCUUCUUCCCAAACAGCCGGGGACGCAUAGACUGGGGGUACUGCGACUGCAAGCAAGGUUCUUUGCGGCUGCAGGGAGGCAGGUCCAAGCUGGAUGGUACAGUAGAAGUGUAUCUGAAUGGUGUGUGGGGAACCAUCUGCAGUAACGGCUGGGAUGACCGAGAUGCCGCAGUGGUGUGUCGACAGCUGGGACAGGGCUAUAGAGCGCGUGCACGUGCGAGUCCUCUGUCACGUCUGGUGGUGUCUGUAGUUCACUGGCAGACUGUGGGCUGUGAUGGACAGGAAGAGGACUUACUGCAGUGCAAUCGCACCGUCUGGAACGGGGGAGUGUGUGUUAACCGCCAGGCGGCUGCCGUGUCUUGCACGCCAGUGGAGGUGUUUGUCCCAGUGCGUCUCUCUGGUGGGCCAUCAGCUUAUGAGGGCAGAGUAGAGGUGUAUCAUGCGGGACAGUGGGGCACAGUGUGUGAUGACCAGUGGGAUGAUAAUGACGCUGAGGUGGUCUGCAGGCAGCUGGGGUUGGGGGGCAUUGCUAAGGCUUGGGUGGGAGCACAUUUCGGUGCAGGCUCAGGGCGAGUGCUGUUGGAUGAGGUGAGCUGCACAGGAAAUGAGCUUUCCAUAGAGCAGUGUCCAAAAACCGCCUGGGGGGAGCACAACUGUGACCACACAGAGGAUGCUGGAGUGUCUUGCAUCCCACUUACAGAUGGUGCAGUGCGUCUGGAUGGGGGUGUGAAGAGUUAUGAGGGGAGACUAGAGGUUCAUUAUAGAGGUCAGUGGGGGACCGUGUGUGAUGAUGGAUGGACACAGACCAACACACAAGUAGUUUGCAGGCAGCUGGGCUUCAGUUCAGGGGAGAGUGUGUCUGCAGGGCGGUUCGGGGUGUCACCGGGUCCCAUUCUCCUGGAUGAUGUAAGGUGUACAGGAAAAGAGCCCACAGUCACACACUGCAGCCGGAGGGACUGGUUCAAACAUGACUGCACUCACAACCAAGACGUAGCCAUUGUGUGCAACCCCCAGCGCUCUAGACACGGAGUGCCCACUAGUAUGCCUGUGAGACUGGUGGGUGGAGAGAAUGAGAGAGAGGGACGCGUGGAGAUCCUGGUGGCUGGCCAGUGGGGGACGGUUUGUGAUGAUGGAUGGACGGAUCGGGAUGCAGAGGUGGUGUGCAGACAGCUGGGUUACAGCGGGCUGGCUAAAGCUCGUGUGAUGGCGUACUUUGGAGAGGGCGAGGGGCCUAUUCACACUGACAAUGUAAAGUGCACUGGUGGAGAACAUUCGCUGAUUGACUGCAUCAAGCAACCGUUCGGGACGCACAACUGCCGCCACAGCGAAGAUGCCGGCGUUAUUUGUAACUAUGGGUUACAGAAGGAUUCUCCCGAGGUCAAAGAGGCGGUGGGCUCCAUGUGUGGUCUAAGACCCUCUCAUACCCGUCAGAAGAGAAUAAUAGGAGGAGAAAACUCGCUACGCGGGGGCUGGCCGUGGCAGGCAGCUGUGCGCUUACGGGGGUCCCAGGCAGACGGACGCUUGGUGUGUGGAGCCACUUUGAUCAGCAGCUGCUGGAUCCUCACCUCUGCUCACUGCUUUAAGAGGUACGGUAACAGCAGCGGGCUGUAUAAAGUGCGUGUGGGUGAUUAUCACUCUCUGGUUCCUGAGGAGUACGAGGAAGAGUACGCUGUGGAGAAAAUCGUCCUUCACCCACGUUACCGCUCUGACAGCAACGACUACGACCUGGCGCUGGUGCGCGUUUCUGGUCACGGAGCUCACAGGAGUGUCACGGGAGACUGCGUCACGCUGAGCCGCUUCGUGCUGCCCGCCUGCCUGCCAGCGCGCAGAGAGAAAGUGCCAAAGGGCAUCGCCAACUGCUACAUCACAGGCUGGGGAGACACAGGUCGUGCUUAUUCAAAAACUCUCCAGCAGGCCUCGAUAUCCGUGUUGAGCAAGCGUCAGUGCGAGCAGCGCUAUUCUGACCAGUUCACCGGCCGCAUGCUGUGCGCCGGCUCCUCCCACGACGACCAACGCGUGGACAGUUGCCGUGGAGAUAGCGGCGGUCCGCUGGUGUGCGAGAGGCCUAGUGGAAAUUGGGUUGUAUAUGGGGUCACAUCGUGGGGUCACGCGUGUCGACUGCAAGACGCACCUGGCGUCUACGCCAAAGUCUCUACCUUCGUGCCCUGGAUUAAGAAAGUCAUUGGCAAAUAGGACCCAGAAAACUCAACCAAUAACAGACAGUCUGACUAUGAGGGCAGAAAAAUGAAGCACACUUUUAGAGUAAGAAGCCUUAGAGCUAAAUAUGUUUUAGACGACAUUUUUAAAUGGAUGAUAGUUUAAUAACACUAGCAGAAAUCAACUACAAAGAAGUCUUAAAGGUCAGGGCCUAGCUUUAAAUACAGUAAAAUUUUAACUUUGCACUAAAAUCACACUGAUUAAAAAGAAAAACAGUAAAAUAUCUAAACAUUCUCAAUAUUAAUGAGAUUAUAUCAAGUCUUGUUUUCAGGCAAAAUAUCUUGAACAAUUAGGAAUAAAGCAUUUGUGCAAAUGUAAGUUUAAAAACAUUUGGUUUAUGCUCGAAACAAUGCAAAGUUAUUUUUAACUUUAUCUUGAUUUAACAAUGGUUAGAUAUUUUUACUGGAAAACACACACACACACACACGAGGCGUAUCAUAAUAGCGAUGUGUAGAUCUUUAUUGGCAGGUUAGAUUAUUGCAGGUCUUGUGUGUAUUUUUUAAAUAAUGAAAGCACUUCUAGGUUGAAGAGACCACUAUGGUGUGGAAUUGUUUUUUUUUUUUUUAAUUACGAAUACAACGAUGAAAGCAAAUCUGUGUAAAAGUAUGCCAUUAAGAGACAGAAACUGUUUGAGCCUGUAAUACGGGACGGGUAAUGUUUCAGGUUGAUAUGGAAGAACGUUCCAAUGGCUUGAAAUCACAUCAAGCUUUAAUGCUGAAAUGAGAAGAUUCUGGAUUUUCUGCUAAGAAACGUAUGGUAAUUCUAAACUCCUGGGAUAUGGUUACCAUGCCAUCGCUCAGUAACCGACCACAUCACCUCAUCCACACAUUAAAUGACAUCAUAAUUCUCCACAGGAACCAUGACAUCAUUUAUUAUAGCACAGAUGUUCGUGAUGAUAACUGGACCGAGGUUUUCUAUAUCUCGACAUCGGGACAAAAAGCACAUCAUAUAUUUGCUAAAUAUUUUCACAGUGCCACAGUCCCUUCCAGACGCCAGAGAUCUGGGGGAUAUGGGAAUUAUGUGCAAUGCAAAACUCUUUAUACCUCCUUGUUUUAGUGUUGUGAUAAUGCAUUUCAUUUCAGCAUAAUUAACUUGCGUUCGUUUUGAUAUUACACAUCUGUGAGCAUGAUUUAUGAGAGCAGUCUUUAUACACACUACACACUUUUUUUUUAAAACAACUGGCCUGUGUACAUAUAAAAGCUGACCAACCACAAACUCUUAUUUUGUACAAACUAAGGUGUUGCAGUUUAGGUUUUUGUAAAUUAGUUUUUCUUAUGCAUCAUUCAAUGAUAUUGUAAGCUUCUGUUAAUUAAUGGUACUAUGAAAACUAAAAAGUGUUCACUUGGUCAAUAAUUCUGUGCUGAUAUAUGAUCUAUAUUUCUGAACACGGCAUGGAGCUUUUAUUAUUGCCUAAACAGUGUAUGUCGAGUCAUGUGGUAUUUGACGCUAUUCAUAAGGGCUGCGAUGUUAUUAACAGCAUAAAAAUAGUAUGGUAAAUAAUAUUUAGAGGAACUUAAAAUCCCAAAAAGCUAUAUACCAGUGGUUUUCAACCUGUGGGCCGCAACGGUAUUGCAGGGGGGCCGCCAGUUAUUAUCAAUAGAAAUAAUAAUAUUGCUAAUGUACGUAAAAAUGUAUAGUAAUAAUUAAAUAUCAUA